AUGCCGACAGCGGACUCGCCGCACUCGUCCCUCUCCUCCACGCCGACCACGCGCUCCUCGUCCUACUUUACAUACCCCGUCACAUAUGCGGUGAAUGGCCUGCUCCGGCGCUUGUCGACCGAGCCGACGCCGAGAUCCUCGCCCGCCAACACGAGCAGCAACUCGGGCGCCAACUCGCUGAGCCAGAGCGUGCAGAGCAUCGACAGCAUGGACUCGGUCUUCGCGCCGCCGCGCAGGACCGCGAGCCCCUUCCAGCCGCCGCCGCUGACGCCACUCACGCUGAGGGGAUACACGCCGAGCACGGCCCAGAGCGCAAAGCUGCUGAGCAGAGCGCUGGCCGAGGAGAUUCGCCUGCUGGUGCCGCCGAGGCUGCAGCUUGUGGAUGAGUGGAAGCUGGCGUACAGCUUGGCGCAGAACGGCGUCAGUCUCGCGACGCUGUACCAGAAGUGCGAGGACUACCGGGGGAAGAGAGGCGGGUUUGUGCUGGUGGUGCAGGAUGGCUCUGGCGGCGUCUUCGGCGCAUACCUCUCCGAUGCUCCGCACCCUUCGUCUCACUUCUUUGGCAACGGCGAAUGCUUCCUGUGGCGCGCACACGUGCUCCCUGCUCUCCCCGACUUCUCCAACCUUCCGCCUCCUCCCUCCGCCGACACGACGAAUGCCGUGCGGAUGACGACCAUUGCGCAUUCAACCAAGUCGGGUACGCUGAGCCCGCCACACUCCCAGCAGGCGAGUCGGAGCGGAUCGAGCACGCCCGAGCGGAUACGGUUCAAGGCCUUCCCAUAUAGCGGCGUCAAUGAUUACAUGAUUUUCUGCGAGCAGGGAUAUUUGAGCGUUGGCGGAGGCGACGGCCACUACGGUCUCUGGCUAGACGACAACCUCGAGAACGGCGUCUCGAGCACGUGUCCCACAUUCGGCAACGAGCCGUUAAGCGACGAAGGAAAGAAGUUCGAAGUGCUAGGAGUCGAGCUCUGGUACAUUGGCGCAUAA
Trematosphaeria pertusa is the source of this 987-nucleotide messenger RNA. Its product is annotated as TLD-domain-containing protein. The record is from RefSeq and is a predicted model, not a curated record. The coding region runs from base 1 to 987 and encodes 328 amino acids. NCBI's taxonomy places the organism in Eukaryota, Fungi, Ascomycota, Dothideomycetes, Pleosporales, Trematosphaeriaceae. Gene Ontology annotation, cellular component: nucleus. Gene Ontology annotation, biological process: response to oxidative stress. The transcript is spliced from 3 exons.